Camelus dromedarius (Arabian camel) is the source of this 984-nucleotide messenger RNA. Its product is annotated as olfactory receptor 56B1. Gene Ontology annotation, cellular component: plasma membrane. Bases 1 to 984 code for a protein of 327 amino acids. The transcript has a single exon. Gene Ontology annotation, molecular function: G protein-coupled receptor activity; olfactory receptor activity. Lineage: Eukaryota; Metazoa; Chordata; Mammalia; Artiodactyla; Camelidae. The record is from RefSeq and is a predicted model, not a curated record. Gene Ontology annotation, biological process: G protein-coupled receptor signaling pathway.
AUGUCUAUGUCUCUGCAAGUCUCCAAUAGCUCGAAAUUCCAGGUCUCUGAGUUCAUCUUGAUGGGAUUCCCAGGCAUUCACAGCUGGCAACACUGGCUUUCUUUACCGCUGGCAUUACUCUACCUCUCAGCAAUCGGUGCCAAUUCCCUCAUCCUCAUCACCAUCUGCCAGGACUCUGCACUUCAGCAGCCCAUGUAUCAUUUCUUAGGCAUCCUCUCUGUGGUGGACAUGGGGUUGGCCACCACCAUCAUGCCCAAGAUCCUGGCCAUCUUCUGGUUUGAUGCCAAGGUCAUUAGCCUCCCUGAGUGUUUUGCUCAGAUUUAUGCCAUCCACUGCUUUGUUGGCAUGGAGUCAGGCAUCUUCCUCUGCAUGGCUUUUGAUAGAUAUGUAGCUAUUUGCCACCCUCUUCGCUACCCAUCAAUUGUCACCAAUGCCUUAAUCUUAAAAGCUACCUUAUUCAUGGUGUUUCGGAAUGGCUUGGUCGUCAUUCCAGUGCCUGUGCUUGCAGCCCAGCGUAAUUAUUGCUUCAGGAAUGAGAUUGAGCAUUGUCUGUGUUCUAACCUUGGGGUCACUAGACUGGCUUGUGAUGACAGGAGACCAAACAGCAUUUGCCAGUUGGUUCUGGCAUGGCUUGGAAUGGGGAGUGAUCUAAGUCUUAUAAUAUUGUCAUACACUUUGAUUCUGCGCUCUGUACUUAGACUGAACUCAGCUGAAGCUGUGUCCAAGGCUCUGAGCACCUGUACCUCCCAUCUCAUCCUUAUCCUCUUCUUCUACACAGUUGUUGUAGUGAUUUCAGUAACUCACCUGGCAGAGACUAAAGCUACUUUGAUUCCAGUCCUACUCAAUGUGCUGCAUAACAUUAUCCCCCCUUCCCUCAACCCUAUGGUGUAUGCACUUAGGACUAAAGAACUUAGAGCAGGCUUCCAAAAGGUGUUUUGUUUGAGCCUGGAAAAGAAAGUAAGGCAUCAGAGACCUUCUUCAUGA